CGGCCUAAGCACGUGCGUCUUGACCCGCCUCCUUGUUGCCGCUGCUGAGCGCGCAGUGAAGCGUUCCUCUGUCCGUGUGCUGUCACCGCUCAUCAUUUAGUCCACCGUGCCGCGGGUCCGGCGCUGUCAUCUGGAAUGAGGCGGUGUGGUGUGUCGUAUCGGACGGACUCCUUGACACUGCGCACAUUCUCUUCUUCGUCCCUGCGGAAGAUGGUGGCUGGCGGCUAAUUCCAACUUCUUACUCCUUGGAGGUCCCUUAUGCCCCCCCUCGCCUGAAGCGCACUGAAAUCAGUUGAGUUCCUGAAAUGACCGAAGUGGAGCCAGUGCUGGACUUUGCCUCCUCGGGGCGCUCAGGGAGGAGAAAUGCCCUGCCUGAUAUCCUGGGCUCUCCAGCGGGUGUAAACCCUGGUGACUUACCUCUAAAACUGGCUGAGCUAUCCCUAAAAGAUGGUCCGGGAGGGGCUCAGUCACCCACGGCGGAGGAGCCACCAGCACCGCCAGAAAGCUCAGAUGGGAAAGAGGGAUCAUAGGGACUCGUUUAUUUACCUCCCCGGAGGCCUACAGAGAUAACCUGAGAGAGGAUGAGGAACGAGGCAGAGGGCGACCUAUGGGAGAAUGAGUGAUGAUCUGUGGAGAGUCACACCGUUUGCGAGGAAGCUGAGCCACGGAGGGAGGGUGAUGGAUCCACUCCCAAAGGACUGGAGCCAAGAGCUUAGGACUGUUUUGGUACUUUCUAAAAAGAGUCAGACGUCACCUAGUUCUGAACCACAUAGUGUGUGCACGUGUGCAUAUAUGCAUAAACGCGGAUACGCUACAUUGGGAAUAAAAAGGACAAUGACCGAUUGUGUCCUGUACACUCUUUAUUACAAUUUUUCUAUGAUUUAUUUAAAACGAAAGAAAAAAGGAACUUGUGAGUCAAAAUGUAACGCACCAUUUUCCUUGCAUUUCCUGCAGAUCUCUGUUUUGUAGCUCUGUGUGUUCUUUGACAGUAGUUUAACUGCAGCCUGUAGUGGCUUGAUCCUUUUUAACUCAUUACACGACUUAAGAAAACUGGGAACUGUGUUAUCCGGCUCAUUUAUGCUUUUUACACUAAAUAUGUAUGAUCUAGUGUGCAUUUUCAAAUGAGUCUAUAACUACACUGCAGUUGUACAGUUUGUAUCCUUCAUCACCAGACUGUUUUAACCAUAACAGCAACCAGGGACUCUUUGCACUUUUUAGGGAUGAUUUGGUGCAACGUGAUGAUAUGGCAACCAAAUAAAGUGUAGUCCAUAUCUUGAAACAUUCCUUUAGAGAAUAGUUUCCCACUGCCAACACUACUUCAUUGUAAUACUGAGAGAAAAAUUAAGAUUUCAUUUUGUUUUUGUUUCAUUGUUUUGCUUUUCAAAGUCUCUUCAUUUUCCAAAUAUCUGAAAAUGUGCCUAGUGGCAGUUUACAACUAAAAGUGGGUGUUGUGUUCUUUCUCUGUGAGGUACUGUUAUUGCAAAUUCCGGGGCUCUUGAUAUUUCCUCAGUUUUAAUAGGAGGUAUCGUUAAAAAAACCCAUCUGAACUACUUGGACUGUGGAUGAAAGAAGAAAACACUGGCCGUAAAAUCCAUUUUGUCUGCGGUGACAGCAGCAUACGCUUGGGCGCGGGAGCAAGCGUUAACAAAUGCUGCAAUCUCCACAAUGUGUUUCUAGUGCUGAAAAUGGCAGCAGUUCCCCUUCUGUCUCACUCGCACGGAGAAAAGUCUGUUCGCGCUCAUCAACACAUGAGCAGAACUGUGAAUAGGACGCGAGCUGGAGAGUGAGAAACAACAGCAAGAGUUCACACUUUGCCAGCUAUCCCCUCUCUGCUACUGUACAUAUACUAUAUUGUAGUAAAAUCCAUGUGUGUCAUACAUGCUGCCUGUAUGAUUACUGGACUGUACCCACAAACAAAAGGUGUUUUGUAAUUGUCUCUAUUUGAAGAUGUGUUGACUGGUGGCCUGUCUUUAUGUGGAUGUGUUUCACAAAUGCAACAAGGAAAACCUGACGUGCUGCUGCCCAGUCUGUCUUUAUUCCUUUUUUUGUUUUGUUUUUUAUGCUGUACUGAUAAAGUGUCUGUGGUCUGUCUGACGCUGAUCAACACAUUUUAAGAGACCGAUGAAUCAGAGGUGUAUGUUGUAGUGUCCUGGUGCAUAUAUUUUACUUAACUGGAUUGAAUCCUUUAUGUUGAUUCUAUCUGGUGGUGAAAAUUGCCAUAUUAAAUCUCCAAGCUUUACCUAUA
Molecule: messenger RNA, 2245 nt
Organism: Maylandia zebra (zebra mbuna)
Lineage: Eukaryota; Metazoa; Chordata; Actinopteri; Cichliformes; Cichlidae
Gene: pkib
Product: protein kinase (cAMP-dependent, catalytic) inhibitor beta
Biological process (GO): negative regulation of protein kinase activity
Molecular function (GO): cAMP-dependent protein kinase inhibitor activity
Source: RefSeq, a predicted model, not a curated record